UGUAGAAUUCUCAUCUUCUUCACCAGAAUCACCACCAGUCCACUCCAUUACAUGAUAAUCUCUUUGUUGUUCAUCAAGUAAUGCUCAAAUCAAGCCUUACUCCAAUCUUCUCCACUUUCCAGCCAAACCCAAUAUCCAAGACUUUCUUCGUGCAAUCUCCGGUAAUGAACCCCGCAACUGUUCGACAAAAUGCCUCACCCAACAUCUUCACAGCCCCUCAACUUGCUCCGACUUCGGCUUACAUUCACCUCCCUUUCUGUCGAAAACGCUGCUACUACUGCGACUUCCCAAUCGUCGCUCUCGGCUCUCACUCACCGACACAAACCGACGAAGACGAUGACGAUCCCCGUAUAUCGAACUACAUCCAAUUACUACUCCGAGAAAUCAAUGCUUCCAAAGUGAAUUUCAAGUCCCAUCCCCUUGAAACCGUCUUCUUUGGCGGUGGAACGCCGUCUCUCGUGCCUCCGAGGUUGGUUUCAUCGAUUCUUGAUUUGUUGGGAGUGAAAUUUGGGGUGACUUCGGAUGCCGAGAUAUCAAUGGAAAUGGAUCCCGGAACCUUCGACGUGAGGAAGAUGGAGGCGUUGAUGGAGUUGGGAGUGAAUAGAGUGUCGUUGGGAGUUCAAGCGUUUCAAGAAGAGCUGUUGAAGGCUUGUGGGAGAGCUCAUGGAGUUAAGGAGGCUUACGAGGCCAUUGAGAUGGUGAAAUCGUGUGGGGUUAAGAAUUGGAGCUUGGAUCUCAUCUCGUCUCUUCCUAAUCAAACCCCACAAAUGUGGGACGAAAGCUUGCGGUUAACCAUUGAAGCUCAGCCAAACCACGUCUCCGUUUAUGACUUGCAAGUUGAACAAGGCACCAAAUUCGGAACAUUGUACACACCGGGCGAGUUUCCUUUACCUUCGGAUGUGCAGUCUGCCGAUUUUUAUAGAACGGCAUCAAGAAUGCUUUCCGAUGCUGGUUAUAACCACUACGAAAUCAGCAGUUAUUGCCGAGAUGGAUUCGAAUGUAAGCACAAUUUUACAUACUGGAAAAACAAACCAUUUUAUGGUUUUGGCCUAGGGUCUGCUAGUUAUGUAAGUGGAAUGAGGUUUUCGAGACCGAAAAAAAUGAGAGGGUACAUCGAUUUUGUUCAGAGCUUGGAGAAUGGCACAGCUGAUUACACCGGCGAUACCGAUACCAAUGUUAGAGACUUGGCCUCAGAUGUUGUGAUGCUCUCUCUUAGAACCGCAAGAGGGCUCGACUUGAAGUCUUUCCGAUGUGCAUUUGGAAACUCGGUUGUAGCUUCUCUUUGUGAGGCUUAUAAGCCUUAUGUUGAAAGUGGGCAUGUGCUUUGCUUAAAUGAGCAAAGAACAACUUUAACUGCCGAUGAAUACAAUGCCUUGUUGUUGAAUGAAGAUAGUGCGGACGAGGUGGCUUAUAUUCGUCUCAGUGAUCCGGAUGGCUUUUUAUUAUCGAACGAAUUGAUAUCUACUGCAUUUGGGGUUAUUUCUCUGUAGAAGUUCCGAGUUUCAAAUGUCAACAUGUUGUAUAGUUUGCGUUGCAUUUGAUGGGUGAGUGAAUAGAAGAAUAUGAUUUCAGCAGCAAUGCAGCCAUGGCUGAAGGGUUUACAAGAAUAUUCAACAAAGCCAGAGAUGAGAAGCAAACUAGAGGCAUUGUCAUUGUUAUGUCAUCAGCUUCCUAUGAAAAAGAAUCGACAUUCCCUCCUCUCCUUUAACCGUAAUAGUAAAUUGCGGUCGCGAUUAUGAUUACGGUUACGGUUGCGGUAUCGCAAUUACGGGUAUUACAAACG
Molecule: messenger RNA, 1783 nt
Organism: Hibiscus syriacus
Lineage: Eukaryota; Viridiplantae; Streptophyta; Magnoliopsida; Malvales; Malvaceae
Product: heme chaperone HemW-like
Biological process (GO): porphyrin-containing compound biosynthetic process
Cellular component (GO): cytoplasm
Molecular function (GO): coproporphyrinogen oxidase activity; 4 iron, 4 sulfur cluster binding
Source: RefSeq, a predicted model, not a curated record